UGGGAAAACCUACACAAAAAUUUAUGGCAGCCAAAACAACACAGAGAAACCCUGUCUUGAAACACAAAAAAUUUAAUUGCAGUAAUAUAGGAGUCAUAUAUUAGGUCAAGUACACAAGGAUGCAAUGUUACAUUUACUAAGCUACAGUUCACAGCACACAUUUACACAUUCUGAAUAUGCUCAACAUAGCUAAUUUAGUCCUGCUGACUUCACUGACGUUUGACAUAUGGGUGAAAGACAUUUUAUACGACUUAACUGUGGAUGUGUGCUCUCCACACAGCAAGAGGUUAACUUUAGUUGUCUAUCUCCAUUCCUCUGCAUCUCUUUGUUUUUUCCUUUGAGGCAGGGUCUCUCACUGACUCAGGAGCUUAGUUUCAGUUAGAUUUGCUUGUAUCGAGAAUUCUAAUUGGUCUUAAUAAUAAAAACCCAGAGUCAGAGAUUGGGUAAAUGCUGAAAGAUCAGAGAAGUAAAGGAAUUAGCCACAGUCGCCUCUUACCAAAGACUCCUCAGACCGAAAAGGGCUGAGCUCCCGUCUCUGCCCACCUUCUAUUCCUCUCUCUGUCCAGCCAUAUCACUUCCUGUUUCCAGACUUCUGUGGUUAACUAGUGGCUAGCUCCACCUUCUGAUCUUCAGGCAAGCCUUAUUUGUUAGAGCACAAAAUAGCACACUUGCUAGGCAACAGGCCCCAGCGGUCUGUGGUCCACUCCUGGCCUCACACCAGGGCUGAGAUUACCUAAGAAAUCCAUAAACACCGUCAUCCAUACUCCUCAGCUUCCACUCCAGAGUUUAUUUUCAACAACAUCAAGUUCAAGUAUGAAUACAAAAGACACAAGUAGGUUGAGGUUCUGAAAUCAUCUUAAUACCAGAGCAUUUCGUGAUUUUUGAUCUUCCGUAGAGAUAAGUGUGUGGAGGACCCUGCAAGUGUCCUGGCUGGUAGGGAAACCAUGGGUGAGGCAAGAAUGAAAUUCUUUUCAGCCCAACUUAGCCAGGGCUGGGCCAAACUUCUGGAGUCUGCGACACCUGGUGGUUUAUUUUAGCCAUAUUUAAACAGCACAAUUUUGAAAAAGGUUUCCUGAUGACAAUUAGCUCAGUCCUGUGAGUACAACAAAGCUUAAGACAUGUUUACGUAGAAACUGUUUAUAAAGUACAGAGGCCUUCUUCCAUAAAGAUGGGUACUGUUGACCCAGAAACAAGGUAAGGGUCUCGGGAGAAUGUCUGAGGUAAACAUAAUGCCCGUGGGAGUCAGGAUUGGGCUGUCCCUACCACAGCAUAGAAGUCACUUAGGCUCUUGUAAGGUACAAGUGACAUCUCUCAUAAGGGUGGGUUUUAUGGACUGAAAAGCAAGGUUCAAGAUUUAGUGGAGGUAGGGGGGUGAGUCUGAGAUAAACAAUAUUCUGGGGGAGUGAGGUGAAGCCUGGCCCUACACAUAGCAAAGGUCACCAGGUUAUAAACCACAUCCUUUCCCAGCGGUCAUGGUGGGAGACGGGUAAGCAUCUCCUUCCUCUGCAGAGCUAAGCGUGGGAGUUUAACUUCCUGCUUUCCCUCGCUUACCCGUGUGCACAAGAAGCCCUUACCCUGUAUAAUGUGAACGUCUCUAUUCACCCCAGAUAAGGCAUCUCCACCAAAGAAACAGUUUCAGCCAGGACUAGCUUAGGGAGCCAAUGAGUUUUAUUAGGGUUACCUAUGAGUUACCUAUGGGUGAAGUGUAGAGGAGCAUGGUGAAUCGAAGGCAGUGUACCACUAAGAAGCCUACUCAGGUACAAGAGAGAACUCUUGAAAAUGCAUCCUUGAAGCUCCCAAAAUUUCCCGAAGUUUACCUGUCCAUCCCCGAUUGAUCACAUCACCUCUCUCUAAAACUCUGGGGAGGGGUCUUGUGACUUUUGUUUUAUCUGUUUUCUGGGCUUGUCAAUUUUGUUUCCUGGGUCUUCUAAGCCUCCAUGCUUUGCAUGAGAAAAUGUUAGAAAAUGUUUCCAUUUGGGGGAGAUGGCUAUUCAAAAGAGACUUCAAGAAAGAUGUCCCAUGGAGGACUGAUAACGUGAUUAGCCUUUUGGUUGAAAGUUGGUUUCUGUGCAGCCGCCACCAAUGUCUGACACGCUUAUCAUGAAGCCAGCGUCCACUGCCAUGUUAAACACGGACAGAGCAGAAAGGUGCACGCACAUGAGGCUCUGAGCAAUCACUUAAAACGUGAAACUUAGCCACAGUUAUGUGGGCGUCAAGUUCCUCAGCACAUUCCAGAAGAUCCCUGUGGUUCCUCGGUGUGGGACUAGUUUUCAUGUUCCCACUGCCAAUCUUGUGUUGUGUGUUGUCUGCAAGCCCUUAGCACUUGGGUGAUGUGUACAGUUUCAUUGCUGCCUGUCAUAUACAUCUUUUGCUAAAUAUUUCAUCUACAAGGUCUUACAUGACUGUUUCCUGGGAAUACACUCUUGCCCUGAAGCCAUUUUGUAUUUGCUAAAAUAAGCAAAUCCAGUUUCAAAGCGAAGACUUAAGUACAUCUAGGGCUGUCACAGUUCACUGUGUAAAUGGCCACCUGAGCCACCACAUUCUGCCACUGACUGCUUCACAAUCUUUCCAAGAUCUCCAACAAAAAUGCAUUUCCCCCAUUCCAAGUUAUUUUCCUCAAUAUAGUUAUCAACUUAUUUCCAAUGUUUGUUCCUUCACUCAAUAGGGCAACAAUCAGUAUUGUCAGUAUAACCUUUCACUUCAGCCUUAUUACACACAAAGCCAAAGGUCAUAAACCUAUGCCAGUGUCCUUAGAAUAUGCAACCAAACAAACGAGUUAGCAGAUGGACUCCUUCUUACAGUAACCAAAGGUUUUAUGGUAGAGGCCUAGGCUCUAGAAACCCUGGCUAGGUGCAAUCACUCAUCCACAUUCAAGAGAAAAUCAAAAUAGAGACACAGUCAAGGUGGCUCCAUUGUAAAGGGGACAAACGCAGGUCCAGUGACACCCCAAGUCCAUCUUCAGGAUACUGAGGUGAGCUUUGCCCUUAAGCAGAGGAGGUUAGCAUACUUAAGCAGUCCUGGUGGAUGUGCAAUCUCUUUGAUCAUUGCUACAGUUCUGACCCUGCAAGGUGGGAAGUCCAUACUGCUGUCUUGUGAGGACACCACUCUCACACAAAAUGAUCAUUUCAGCUCCAUGGAUAAUCACCCUCAUCUGCUACCAUGGAAGAGAAAGGGAGGACAAUGACUUACCUUUGUGCCUUCAGCAAAAGAAAGGAAGACAGACACAAAGGCAGAGAUGCCAGGCUUUCCGUUACCCUGUGGCCACAAGAGGUCUUUUUAUUUUUUGAAAAGCACAAGUGCCUGCUUCUUUAGGGACUAGGUUCCUGAAGUGUCUCAGUGCUGAAGUCAAACAGCCCCCUAUACACUACUUCUAUGCCCUUGGGUCGUCACGCUUGUUUAGGAAGUCCCCUGGGAGUUAAUUAUACAAGUCUGGUUCAAGUGUAUCUCUCUCUGUUGAAUUUUUAGAAACAUGUGCUUACUUGGAGCACAAAUAACCAAGGUGGCCUGAACCCAAUCUGCAGGGACUCUGUGGGAGGAAAAGUGCAGCCAACACCAUCAGAGCAGCAAUGCGACAGGAGCCAAGGAAACAAUGUAACAGCUGGCUGGGUAGACAGAAGAUUCGGCUGACUCUACUAGAGAACGGCAGAGCCUGUUACAGACACUGCAAGGAAGGUGACGGUGCGGGGAAUAUUUGUGUGGUUACAUCUGGUUAACUUCCUUGCAUGGUGGUGAGGACAGACCCUCGUGCACACUAAAGCACACUAACCCUGACCUACAUCCCAGAACAGGCCAAACUACCACGAAAAGAAACAGUACACAAAUCAAAACACUUGGUGAGCCGGGCAGCUGCCCGGGCAGCAGAGCAGCAGGCGCAGGACCGCCUGGCCGGGGGCGCGCACACAGACGCCCGGCCUGGGACGGGACGCCCGCGCCGGGGCACACCCGCCUCACCCACACCCGGCACACCUCCCCGAGCCACCGCUGCGCCCGCGCUCGCCGCCGGCCCUGCUGGAGGCGGGGCGCACUCGGCUCCUUCCGCCCCGGCAGAGGCGGCAGGCCGGUGCGCCGCCGAGGCCCCGGGCCCUCCUUCCAACGGCCGCACGCAAAUGAGGGCUCCGGCCACGCGCGUCGUGAUUCGCGCGUUGGCGGCGGCGCUCGGGCGAGGGAGCCGGGCUUAUGUAAAUGAGCGGAUUGUGUGUGCACGCUCCUAUAGGCCGGGGUGUGAGGACGCGCGUGAGCCAAUGAGAGCGUCGGGCGGACAAGCGGGGCUCUGCCUAUAAAAGGGCGAGGCGGCGGCGCCGGCGUGCAGUUUCCUGUUUGUGAGAGUUUCUGUGUUUUCCAUCAUGUCUGGUCGCGGCAAGCAAGGCGGCAAGGCCCGCGCCAAGGCCAAGUCGCGGUCGUCCCGCGCCGGCCUGCAGUUCCCGGUGGGGCGCGUGCACCGGCUGCUGCGCAAGGGCAACUACGCGGAGCGCGUGGGCGCCGGCGCGCCCGUGUAUAUGGCGGCCGUGCUGGAGUACCUGACGGCCGAGAUCCUGGAGCUGGCGGGCAACGCGGCCCGCGACAACAAGAAGACGCGCAUCAUCCCGCGCCACCUGCAGCUGGCCAUCCGCAACGACGAGGAGCUCAACAAGCUGCUGGGCAAAGUGACGAUCGCGCAAGGCGGCGUCCUGCCCAACAUCCAGGCCGUGCUGCUGCCCAAGAAGACCGAGAGCCACCAUAAGGCGAAGGGCAAGUGAGGCCGCUGCUGGCGCCGGCCCGCGUCUCGGGGAGACGCCCGCGAACUCAAAGGCUCUUUUCAGAGCCACCCACUGGUUCAGAUUAAAGAGUUGUGUCACUCA
Messenger RNA from Peromyscus californicus insignis, 4838 nucleotides. RefSeq names its product histone H2A type 2-A. Gene Ontology annotation, cellular component: nucleosome. The transcript has a single exon. The coding region runs from base 4344 to 4736 and encodes 130 amino acids. The record is from RefSeq and is a predicted model, not a curated record. Gene Ontology annotation, molecular function: protein heterodimerization activity; structural constituent of chromatin; DNA binding. NCBI's taxonomy places the organism in Eukaryota, Metazoa, Chordata, Mammalia, Rodentia, Cricetidae.